Rhincodon typus (whale shark) is the source of this 8437-nucleotide messenger RNA. Its product is annotated as shugoshin 2-like. The transcript is spliced from 9 exons. Gene Ontology annotation, cellular component: chromosome, centromeric region. NCBI's taxonomy places the organism in Eukaryota, Metazoa, Chordata, Chondrichthyes, Orectolobiformes, Rhincodontidae. The record is from RefSeq and is a predicted model, not a curated record. The coding region runs from base 733 to 4473 and encodes 1246 amino acids.
GAAAGAAAGAAAGAGAAAAGUACCAAUACCAAUACCAAUACCAAUACUAAUAGAGUGAUAAAGAUUAACAAGAGAGGUAAACAGCUAGAAAGAGGAGUAGGGUGAUAGAGACGAGUAAGGAGCUAGCGGUAGGUAAAGAGAGGAAUAAAGAAAGGAGAGCUAGUGAGAGGAAUGGAGAGAUAGAGAUAACUGCAGAGAAAUAGAAGCAUGAAGAGUUAAAGGUAGAUAAAUAGAGAAAUAUACAUGGAGGAAUAAAGAAAGAGGAGAAUAAAGUGAAAGGAAUAGAGAAAUAAAGGAAUACAGAAGCACAGGAAUAGAGUGAGGGAAUUAAAGAUAUAAAGAGGUAGUAAGUCGAAUAAAGGACGGGAGAAAGAAUAGUUAGAAGAAUAAAGAAAUAAAAGAGAAAGGAAAAUACACUCCCUUUAUUGUUGGAGAAAGGAUUGUGGAAGUGUAGAGAAAGUAGGUGAUAUUAAAGUGGUGGGAGGGAGAGAGAGAAAACUGGGAAGAGAAAAAUAGAGACCGAAAACAGUGACUGAUUGCGAGGUUGGUGGGAAUGAAGACAGAAAGCUGGGAGAUAAAGGAAUAGAGAGAUGGACUGAACAGAGAAAUAGGGGAAGAGUGGAGAAAGAGCCAGCUCUGAGCAAGGAGAAUAUUGGUGUGUAUGUGUAAAUAUUCAAUCACAGAGCCUUUAUCUUCAUAUCUGGAAAGGUACACAAAGUAGCAACUUAAAAUAUGGAAGGUGAAGUGAUGAAUGCAACUGUAUCCACCAGCCAUUUGGGGUUCUCUGGUAAAAUGAAGGAACGACGGAAUUGUAUUAUGAAAAAGACAAAAUAUAAUGCAUCUUUGAUUUCUAAGAUUAAGACCAAAAUUCUCAACAACUCCUCAAUGAUGAAGAUUUCACUUAAAAAUAACAAUAAAGCUUUGGCAUUAGCUCUUGCUGAAGAGAAGAAAAAGUAUAGAUUGUCUGAACAGGAAAAAGUAAUUCUUCAAAAAGAAAUAUGCACUCAAAAUUAUGACAUAGUUAUGCUUCAGCAAAGGUUGACUACGCAGAAACAGAAUGCAAAACUUUCAACCUUAGAAGAAUUUUUGAUGAAGAUAAAAAGCUGCUUCUCUGAUGCUACUGAUUACCUGUCAACUGCCAUCAGCACCUGUGAAUGUGAUGAACAUCAGUGGAAUGGUAUGUUAUUCCAAAGAAGUAACCGUGUGAGUGAAGAUUCCAACUGCAACUUAAAUGCUAAGUUACCAUCUGAGGUUCUGCAUAAAUUUGGAAUUGAAGGAAGAUACAAAACUAAUGCCAGCCGGGAUGACAAAAUUGAUCCCCUGAAACAAGCUGUAGCAAUUCCAGUAGAGGAUUCAAUAUCUUCAGCUAGUGAACCAACACGUCAAGCUUUUACUGUGAAUUUCCAUGAAAAUGUUUCUAUCAAUGAACCAAAUGUCAGAGAGCAAAUUGAAUUUGGGCAACAUAGUCAAGAUAGCGUUUCAAACCAUGCCUGGCUUCGUCAGAAUUCUGAAAUAUCUUCACCGAAUAGCUUUAAUGUUCCACAAACAUCAUUUACUGAACAAAUGCCUGAAACUCAGCAGAAUGAAACCAUAAUUGCAUGUCAGAAUGUUACCUUAAGAAAGAAAGAUUCAUGUUCCCGAAGUUCUAAAAUAUCUCUGGAAUUACUGGAGAAAAAACGUACUUCCUUGGCAAGAGAAUCUUGUUCAAGAAAUUCUAAAAUCAGUGAUACCCCUGAUUUUAACAGAAUAAGUUUGGGUAGACCGCACGUUGAAAUUUCUCCAGUGCUACACACCUCACAUCCUUCUGAUCCACAGAAGUGCGGCACAGGUCUGAUCACUGAAGAACAGUCAGUUGAGCAACGGAAACCUGAAGUGACUGUCUUUGAUGCAGAGAUGGAUCUAACUACAAGUGAAGCAGUAGAAAUUGUUACUGUUGGAACAAAAUCGACAAAGGGCAAAAUGAAAGAAACUGAAAGAGAUAAUAAGGAAGUUGAAACAACCUCAAAGAACGUGGCAACCCUGCGAAAAGUAAAACAGACAAAGGGAAAAUAUUCCAACGGCGUUCAAAGGAAUUGCAAUAUUGAUUCUCAUCUGUUUGAAAAGAGACAAAGAAAAUGUUCUGAUGAAUUUUCUGUCUUUGACCAAACUUUUAUGAAUAAUAACGAGGAGCCCAAUGUUAGCAUUCCAAGCAGUGGACUGAAUAAUUGGCUAGUGCAUAAAGAGGACAUUCACCCAAAUCCUCAGAAGGAGGGUAGCCAAGUUGAAAGUGCUUCAAAAAAUAACAUAAACAAUAUGAAAGAAACAUUUGAGGAAAAGACAUUUAGAAUUCAUGACGGCAUUAAGGAAAGCUCAUGUAAUUUAUUUGCAUCAAGGGCUAUUGAAAUUUACAAUAAACCAGAGAGGAAUGAUUGUCUAAAUAAUGAGGAAGAGAGCAAAGGAAUUUCAGAUAUUUUGCAGGUACAGCUUCGUAAUGUAAAAGGAAAGAUUGGACGAGGAACAUUUACUGUGUCAAAGAAGUAUAACAAUGUUGAAGAAAGUACAUCUAAUCCAGUUAUACAGCAAAUGGUAGAGGACGAAGUGGAAAUAGCUAAACAUAUAGGAUUAGAAGAUUACCGGAAUUUAAAUAACAAGAGCACUAGCCGAAGGACAUUUGUGGUGACAGAAGGGCACAACAACAUUGAAGAUAAUUCCCCUAAACCAAUUGUACAAAAAAAAUUUAGAAAGCAGAGUGUAGUGGUAACAAAAGAAUAUUCAGAUAGUUCCUGCAGCCCUCUUCCAAACAUUCAUGCUGCAGAAAAGAAUACUGGCCCUAAAGGCAAGACUGACCGAAGGACAUUUGUGGUCACAGAAAAGCACAAUGGCAGCUCUCUUCCAAAUUGUCAUGCUGCGGAAGAGAAUACUGGCACUAAAGGAAAGGCUGACCGAAGGACAUUUGUGGUCACAGAAAAGCACAAAGGCAUUAAAGAUAUUUCACUUAAACCAAUUGUACAGGAGAAACUUACAAAACAGAGUGUACUGGUAACAAAUAAAUAUUCAGAUAGUUUGGAAGAGGGCUGCAGGAGUUGCCAUGCUACACGAGAAAAUACUGGCACUAAAGGUAAGGCUGACCGAAGGACAUUUGUGGUCACAGAAAAGCACAACGGUGUUGAAAGUAUUUCACUUAAACCAAUUGUACAGGAGAAACUUACAAAACUGAGUGUAAUGGUAACAGAGGAAUCUGUAGAUAGUUUGGAGGAGGGUUGCAAGAACUGUAAUACUUCAGAAAAAAAUGUUGGUCAUAAAAGCAAGGUUAACCAAAGGACACUUGUGCAUAACCAACACCAGACCAUUAAAGAACGUUCAACAAAUUCAGUGAUAUGGCAUGAUGGCAAAGAGCGAAACGAAGUGGAAGUGGCUGAGUGUUUAGGUAACUUAAAAGUUAGCAAUACAAAUAAUAAUGAUAACCAGAAGAUAGUUGCAGUACCUAAAAAGGACAAAAAAGCAUCCAAACGAGAGAAAUUUAAAAAUCGUCCUGAAAUGGUCGGUGAAUGUCUGGAUAAUAUGGAAGAAGCCAACAAGACUUGUAAUGCCUUAAGAGAAAACAUAGAAAAAAAACGCAAAACUGACAUGGCUGUGGUGCCUAAGAAAGGAAAGAAAUUUAAACAAAAUUUCUCUAACCUAAUUAAAGAGGAGAAAGAUGAUGAACAGUAUACAAUAGCUGAACGUUUGCCUUGCACAAAAGGGAACAGUAAAACAUCUGUCAUGCCACAAGAUUAUAUAAAAGGAAUAGAUUGCCAAAGGACCUUUGUGGCAAACAAAAUACAAGAAAACAUUGAAAGUCCACAUAAUCUAAUUGUGGAAAAUCAAAGUGAAGAGCAGUAUCAAAUGGAUGUAAAUCAGCACUUGAAUAGAAACAGAAAAAUCUGCAAUCAAAAUGCAGAUAUUUCUCCAGAAACAAUUGUAGUUUGCAAAAAUUUUGAAGACCCAACUUGCUCAAUACGGGCAGCGAGAAAAACUUUACACUGUGAAGUCAAGAAGGAACAAGUAGAGUGUGAGCAGAACACCCACAAAAUUUUAAAUCCUGAUUGCAUAACUACUUCAAAAGAGGAAAGCAUACUUGCUGAGCAAAUCUCUGUCAACAGCUGUAGUGAAUUUGUCACAUGGCUAUCCAGACGGGAUGAUAUUGCUGUGGGUGUACUAACUGCAGAGUGCCCGAAAGUUCAAGAGAAAAAAGAAUGUGAUGUUCUAAAGGAUGUAACAAAUGUAACCCAGAACAAACUUGAUUGUCAGUUGCAACUCACUGAAGAAAACAAAGGUCUUUUCAGUUUACGCAGCAAACGUCAAACUGUUGCAGUGUUAAAUUAUAAAGAACCACCAAUAGGCAGAAAACUACGUCGAGGGGAUCAGUUUACAGACUCCAGGUUUCUGUGCUCACCUGUAUAUAAAAAUAAGAAGAAAAGACAAAGACGCAGUGUUCAAAAUGUACACAAAUGAGCAUAUAGGGACAAAACAACUUCUUUACAGAAUUCAAUUUCUGACAAAUUUCAGAUUGAGAAGUAAUACUUGCACUUCCUCCAUUUUUAAAAUUUCUGAAAUUUUUAAGGCUAUCUAAAUGCAGCAUGUACAGCAAUGUAUUUCUUGUGUAAUGCUGUUACUGCUCAUGUUUGUUAUAUAACUUGGCAGAGGAGAGCUUUCUUGUUGUUCCAAGGAAAUAUGUAAAACCAUUCAAGAUUCUGUAUCCAAGUUUGAACCUUAGAGGUGCAUCAUGACUUUGCUUUACUUUUUUAAGCUGUCUGUCAAACUGAGUUGCCAUUUUCAUGGUAAAAAUACUUAAAACCCAGUGUAAAAAUGCUAAUAUGAAAACUAUCAGUUAAUGUACAAUUGCAGUAUAAAGUUCACGUACCUAAAUUGGUUUAUACUAAUUAUAUACAUCUGGUCAGAAAGUCUCAUCUCGGUCAAGAGAACUUUUUGAUCCAUGUAGUAACUCGGGAGCAAAGCGUGCUCAAUGGCAGGCCAACUGUCACCAAGGACGUCUGGUCUGUGGAAGGCCAGUGGUACAAGCAUUAGUGCUGCAGGCAGUAAAUAUGUACCUAGAGGCAGGCAGCCUUUCAGUUCUGUCAUGGCCCAGAUUGCUUUUGAGAACCCGGAGGAGCAUGACUGCUGCUUCCAGAUUCUGAGUAAGACUUAUCAUUUAAGCUGCUAUUCAGUUGGACUGCCACAUGGCACUGGGCACAAGCUCCAGCUAAUUUUAUCCCUUAAUUGCAAUACAGAUGCUGAGAAUGCAAUAGUAUCUAUUUACAUAUUAACAAAGCCUUCUUCCUAGUUCUGGCUGCCUUGCAGAGACCCAGGGAAUAUUAUGGCUGUCAUAAUGAUAACAAAAAUGGGAGAUGAAUCAGCCCCCACUGUUUUCUAUUUCCUUUGGGCAGGAAGUCUUCAUCUCUUGAUGUAUUGAUAAAAAAAAUCUUGAAACAGGAGAAAGCACAUAACCAAAAAUUGCUGCAAUAAAUUUGCCGCAAUACCUUUGCAAAGUUGUGACUUAACAUGCAAUAAGUUUUAGGUUUUGUAUACUUUGGGGAAAAAAAAAUUCCAUUUAUUUUUGAUGCGUUUGCAAAAUGGGCAGUUCAUUUAAAAUUCUUACGUGAUCUUCACUCAGUUUAUAUGAUUAACAAUUCAUUGUCAAGAAUUAGUUUUAAGUGUACUUUUUUAAAUUGCAUUUUUCUGCCUUGUGAAGUAAUAGCUAACUGAAUAAACUGUUAUGGCUGUAUAUUUCUUCAAGAAAAUACAAUUGCUUAUACAAUAUGUCCAUAAGAUCUAUGCUAACUCCAGCAAUGUACAAGAAACCUGUGGAAACAAUAACCUAAAAUAAGUUUUUUGUAUUUACAAGUUUUAUUGUUGCAAUUGAAAAUCUUAUUGCCUAAUUUUGUGUACGCUAACUGAAUGAAGGGUGAAAUAAUUUGUAGAGAAACAUGAUUAGUAGACUAAAUAGUAACAUAUUAAUUUCUAAUCUUCUGUUGUGCUGUCAAAAAAUAACGAAAGAUGCUAAUUUGGUCUAUGGCUCUCAAUCCUUGGAAGGAUUGCUGUAAGACAUGGUUUUUGGAGCCAGCUGGUGUGCACAUGUACUAUCCCAGCUCCAGAAAAGUUUUUUGCCGGUGAUCCAUACUGGAAUAUCCAAUAUACUCUACUUUUGAGGCAAGAAUAUGAAGUCUUUUUAAAAAGCUUUCUUGAUUUAUUUUAAAAUUCAGCUAAUUUGCAGGUGCAAAAAAAAAUUAAGAUACUGACAGGUGCUAUAAAAUCUUUAAAAAAUCAGCUAAUUUGCUUCUAAAGUUCAAACUUGAAUGAGUACAGGGAAUAACCAUAUAAUCAAUUUAUAAAUUCUCCCGUUCAAAACCACUUUUAAAUCAAAUAUUUAUAAAUGUGGUUCUAAUAAAGCUUCUGAAAUUUGUUUGCAGCUUCUGAAAUUUUGAAAACUUCAGCGCAAACUAAAUGUUUAGGGAGAGAAAAGGCCUUAUUUGGCUGAAUAAACAGUACUAGUUCUUCUUGAAACAUUGAACAAUUUUCAGAUGCUUAUACGAUACUCUCUGCUUUCAGCUAAGUGUAAUAGGUACGAGCAAACAAUGUAAUGUCUAAUUUGGAAGAGAUUAAACCUUGAAUUUAAAAGUUAAAGCCUAAAAGUAUAAAAAGACAAUUCAGCUGAAAAUGAAAUGUAUUUGGUUAAAAAUGAGUCACAUCUCAGAUGCUUAAACUUAUUUUCAAAAACAUUGGUCCAUAAAUUAGAAUUUGGAUUCAAUAUCCCUAUUUCCACGCUGGAUCAGCCCAAGAAAUACACUAACCUUUUGAUUACUUCAGCCUUGGAAUUUCCUGAACAGGAGCCUCCUGUUACUAACCAACACAUACCAAUCCAAGAAAACAUUGCAAUCAACAGCAAAUGAAAUCUGCUUUUUCAACAAAGAGUAGGAAUAAUGGGUAGUGUCGUAAGUGAAGUGUGCCAAUGAUAGGGAGUCAAGCAGAUGUCGUUGCCCAGUACUGGGUCCGGAGGCUGAGGAAUGGCAAAACCACAGGUAUUGGAUUGUGGAAGAAAUUGCACGUAGGUACAUAUCCACUGCAUGCCAGAAUUUGACUUUUGUCUGGCAGGUGUUUUUGGGGACUUGCAGCUUAUACCAUGUGCUAUUUUCUUAUUUUGGAGGGUGGGAGUUAAGGCUGUGCAGAGGGUUUUUAAUAUUUGUGGUAUUUUAGAUCUAAUUUCUUCUUUUAGACUGUAUUCUUGAUUAAAAUUCAAUGUUCUUGCCCUUCCUUUCAGUUAAGUGUGUAUUCAACAUUUUCUGGAAUAAAUCUCAAAAUAUUUUAGGGAAAUUAUGUCUAUAUAUCGUGUUCUUAAAGUUGACUUGAUUAAAUUCAAUAUUUAUCCUGUUUAACAUUAUCCAUAUAAGAUAUUCAAGUGGCUGCUUAAAUUUAAAUACAAAUUUACACGUGCAAGAGGUUGAGUAAACUUUAUUUCAGUAAUAUCUGGUAAUGAAAGAAAUUAUAUUAACAGUAAAUUUUUUUAGCUGUUUCAGAUGGAAAAUUAUUCACAACUCUUGUAAAUGUAAAAGCAGACUGAAGUUGCCAAAGUUGCAGUAAACCCAUACAGAGCCAAAAAGUUAAUCGUUUGUUCAAAAUACACCCUUUAACUUACACAAGAAACAUUUGCCUUGAGAAUCUUAAGUAUUUCCUUGGGUCUCCCAUUAAUGUACUGAUAGAGUAAGAAUUGCUGCAGAAAUUCCAGGCAAAAAGCCUAAUUUUCUUUAGGGCAUUUGUUGACAGUAAUUAACCCAAAUUCAAAAAUAUAUUCCAGCUGUCCCUGACGUCAGAUAUCCAUGACAUUAGUAAGUAAGUUAGCAUUUUCAUUGGCUAGUAUGGUUUUCUAGGGUCUCAUUGUUCAAGAAUACCACCACUCAACUGUUUUUUUUUGACCAUCACCCUGUCUAAUAUUGCCAUCAAGGGCGAGGGAAAAAAAUAUCAAUGAAGUAAUUAUCCCAAGGCUAAUAGUUUAAAAUGAGGAAGUGCUUUGAACAAAAUAUUCCUUAUAUUCUUUUCCCCCUUCAAGUCUUAAAAACUGGAGUAUGUAGUGAACAUAGAAUGAUAAAAUGAUAUUGCAGUCACUAAUACAUGAAAUUCGGAUUUCUAAAAGUUUAUGUAGGCAUUAAAAUUUCAUCUUACAUGGCGUCUGUUGCAGCCACUAUGUAUAUACCCCAACCCAGCAAAAGUAAUGGAAAGUGUUGUAAUUUAAACACACGAUUAAAUACUUUCACAAUCUGUAUAACAUCAUGAUCAAAACUAGCAGUAACUCAAACUGGUUGGUAUUAUUAUUGAAUAAAGUGUUCAAAGUUUUAAGUACAAUCGUGCUCCUCAAUGCAAUUUUAACAUUCAGGUUAUGGCUAUAUUUGAUUCUGUCUAGGCUUUUUAUUUUAAAAAUGAUAAU